ACCUUCUUUUAGGAAAGUUUGUUCUUUCCCCUUCCCAAAUCUACCCUGCAAAAAUGGGCUGCUGGUGUGCGGCGCCAUUUGACGAGAAAUUGAGGUCCAAUUCCAUCAUCCCAAAUUUGAAAUUUGAUUUCUCUAAUUUGGCAAUAUUUGAUUUUAUCUUUUACCCUAAGAAGCUUAAUGAGGACGAGCCAUUAUGGGCAUCACCGAAAUCGUUGAUCAAGAGAGAGGGGGGGGGGGGCAAAAAAAGUUUUUUUACAACCUUGAAUGGGGGCGAAGGAUAGAAACAAGAGAGAGUUAAAAUGUCUUUUACCCUCCCAUUUCACUGGACAAACCGUGGUUGAACCAGAUUUAACGGCAUUGAGAUGGAAAAACUAACAGAGGGGUAAAUUUGAGAAUUGUUUGAUAGUAGAGGAGCAUGUUUGACUUGAUUUAUAAUAGAGUGGCAUGUUUGAGAAAGAUACAUAGUAGAGGGCAUAAUACAUAUAAUCCCCUUUUUCUAAAUUCGUUUAGGUCUCCAUCAAUUUUGUUGGUCUGAUUUACGUUUGGAUUGUUUGUUAUCUUUAGUGGUGUGGCACUUUGACCAGAUGCUUCUCUAGUAGGGUGAUGCUGCAUGAUGUAAGGGAAGGGAAGGGAAGGGAUGCUAGUUCAUAGUCUGCUACUGGGAGAUUCUUGGAUCAUUUUGUAAUAGCUGGGGGAAUGGAAAACGUCAAUGUAUCAUCUCUUUCCCUUACCUUUCCUUUCCUUUGUGCUCUUCUCCUGUGAAUAAAUGCGACUACUUACCACCUAUUUAUGCCUAGGGUAAUUUCGACAAGCUUACCUUUCAUCCGCCCUAGGUCAGCAACACAUUUAAUGCAUCGUACCUUAUAAAUGUUAUUUGCCUCGACCACCUGUCAUCCUUUUCAAUGGAGAUCAGGCGCAUGGUGCCAAUUUGUUGUCGUUCGUACUAUUAUGGAUAGUCAUCGAAUUUGUCGUUCUGCAUCUUGACGGAGGCACUAGUCAUGGGCUCACCUUGCGAAUGGCCCAUUGGGUAGUUCGCUGGACUUUCUGCAGGUCCUUCUCUUUGUUGCGUCUUCCAUCUAGGCCUUGCUUGUACGCUUUCCUACAAAUAUACCCAACAAUUUUACCACAAUUAGGCGCUGGAGAGGCUUCCUCAAGCGUCUAAUUACGCACUCUAUUGUAACCAAUGCGUCUCCACCCUUUGUUUCUCUCAGUCUUUCAUGCGUUAAUUUUUCUCCUCAUACACCCGAUUACUUAGGAGCAUUUUGUGAUUACUCCUGAUUUGAAUUAUUAUUUCGUCAUUCUUGUCUCACUGUCAGACUUUCAUACCCCAAAGGGGCCCAUUCGCCCUAUAAAAGCGUAAAACCACUUGGACAAUGUCCGCACUCAAGGCGCCCCUUCGAUUUGGCUAACUUCCCUCUUGUGUGCGUUGUUGAAGGUGCAUGACAAUUGAGUGUGUCAUCCAUAAAAAGGCGCAUGCCUAUCAGGCACGUGGCACCCAUCUCCUGUAGGAAGAAAUCUACAUGAAAUAACCUGAAGGGUUCAUUGUCCCGGACAAGAACAUAAGAUAUGUAGAUUGGUGAGUCUGUAUAGAAUCCCAGAUUGGCCAAAUCGAAUCCCAAAUCGUCCAAAUUGAAUCCUUGAAACUCUAAAGCGAAUCCAUGAAACCAAAUAGUCGAAUCAAUGAAUCAGAAGAAAGGAAGAGGUCUUCCUCAACAACAUUCCCUCUCCUCGCAACCAGCGUAUUCAUAUUCCUCACGCUACCAGCGUCAACAUCUUCUUCCUUCAAGCACCGCUACCAUAAAAAACUACCACCGCUACCAUCCUCGCCAAGCACUGACGUCUUCUCCUCGAGUCGUCAUCUUCUUCCUUGAGUCAUCGACAUCUUCCUUGUAGCCCUCGUUGCAAUCGUCGUCUUUCUCGCAACCGUCAACGAAGAGGGGUUUUUUUUGUGCGUUAUCAUGAGAGGAAAGGGGAUAAAUUGGAGAGAGGAGAGAAAGGAAAUCGGCAAAAUGAUGGAGAGAGAAGAGGAUACUCAAGAAAAUGUGAUUUUUUAAAGAGGAGAAAGAAUAUUUUUAUUUUGAGUGGGCCUGAUUUUCCCAACAUAAAGGGCUUGGACCAACCAAGCCGCAAAAAUAAUCUCCCCCUCACAUGUCGGCGCCAGUCUUUCCCCGUGGUAGGAUCGCGGCUCGUCUGAUGUGAAGAUCCAUCCCGUCCUAUCAGUAAUUACUAGUGUGGCCACGGCCAGUUGGCCGGAGGAAGGUGAUGUAUGAAAUUUGAUAAUGUAAUGGGGGUGUAUAAUUUGUUAUUGUAUAGUAUUUUUGGGAAACACGUGAUAAAAAUAGUGAAUUUUAGUAGAAAAGAGACAUAAAUGAUGCAACGAAUAAAAAAUCAGCCUUAUGAACCAAAAUCAAGUAUCUGUUACCUUGUGAAACAAUAUUGUUUCUGGUAAUAUGAUGAGGUGGAGUAGGUUUUACAGAAACUCAAUUCCAGAAAAUCGAAUAAAAAAUCGCCUAUCUCGCCGGUUUUCGGGAAAUGAGCAUCUCACAAUCAUUGCUAGCUUUUACUUGGCCCGUUGGCCGAUUGAUUUGCUUUAUAAAACUUUCAUCUUGUUGUCAUUGUGCUUUCUGGUUUUUGUCAAGCCAUGAUAAAAUCUAAAAAAAUCAAGAAUGAACAACACGAUUUGGGAUAGGAAUCGUUGUUCCUGUAUCCCUAGAAAAUGGUGGUAAACACGGACUCACCUGCCAAACUGGUUUGGAUUGAGAUUUUUAUCGGGUAUCAGGGAACCAUGUGAUUAUAAAUUAGACUUGAUCAAAACAGCCCAAAACUUGAAAUUCAGCCUGUUUGACCGACCCAUGCCAAACUCUAAUUAUUCUUUACUUUUAAACUUUAUAUUUGAAAAUAAAAAAUAAUGAAAGAAAAGAGAUGACUGCAAUUCGCCAUUUGCACAUCACUAAUUGUGGAAUAAAACUAUAGAAUUUCGAAAGAAAGCUGAAAAUGUUUAGGAUCGUUUUAAUGUUAAAAAUAACCAAAUAGAUCUUUCUGUUUAUUUUUUUCUAUCAAAUACCAAAUGAUUCCCUAUAAAAUACACUAUAAUUUAAUAAUUAUGAUAUCAAAUAAUUACAUAAUAUAUAUUUGAAAUGAUACAUAUUUGGACUAAUUGGGUUGGUCGAGGUUGAACCAUUGAAUAACUUUAAAAUACAUUA
Molecule: messenger RNA, 3203 nt
Organism: Linum trigynum
Lineage: Eukaryota; Viridiplantae; Streptophyta; Magnoliopsida; Malpighiales; Linaceae
Source: the annotation of a GenBank genome assembly